AUGCCACGCUGGCCCGUCUACGUCUACUUUGCGGGCGCCUGCGUCUGCCUGCUGACGUCGUGCGUGUGCCACCUGCUGGGCUGCUGCCAGCGCCACAUCAGCCAGGUGGUGUGGCGGUUUGACUACGCGGGCAUCGCGGUGCUCAUCGUGGCGUCAUUCUACCCCGCGGUUUACUACGCCUUUCUGUGCCAGCCCUUCUGGCGGAACUUUUACCUCAUCACCACAACAGUCGCGGGCGCCAGCGUGAUUGCGGUGUCCCUGCCCAACACCUUCCAGGCGACGGAGUACCGAACCCUGCGCGCCGCCGUGUUCAGCGGCCUGGGGCUGUGGGGCAUUGUGCCCGUCGCGCACCAGCUGGUCUGGUACUGGGAUGUCUGGGCCAUCCGCACCGCCUUCAAGCUCGACCUGCUGAUGGGGGCGCUCUACCUGGUUGGCGCGGCCAUUUACGCGUCGCGCGUGCCCGAGCGCUGGCUGCCGGGCAAGCUGGACCUCAUCGGCCACAGCCACCAGCUGUGGCACGUAGCCGUGGUGCUGGCGGCCCUGGUGCACUACAAGGCCAUCCUGGUGCUGCUGCAGUGGCGCGACGCGAGCGGCGGCUGCGCCGCGCACCUGCCGGCCCACGUGCCGACGGUGCUCGCGACGCUGCGCGCCGGCGGCGGCGGCGCGGAGGCGCUGGGGAUCGAGCAGGUGUGGCGCCACCUGGACGCACAGCUGCACAGAUUUGUGGGCGUGCCUGCGGCGGCGGCGCCGCUGCCGGUGGUCUGA
Monoraphidium neglectum is the source of this 765-nucleotide messenger RNA. Its product is annotated as Adiponectin receptor protein 2. The record is from RefSeq and is a predicted model, not a curated record. Gene Ontology annotation, molecular function: signaling receptor activity. NCBI's taxonomy places the organism in Eukaryota, Viridiplantae, Chlorophyta, Chlorophyceae, Sphaeropleales, Selenastraceae. The coding region runs from base 1 to 765 and encodes 254 amino acids. The transcript has 3 exons. Gene Ontology annotation, cellular component: membrane.